Eruca vesicaria subsp. sativa (arugula) is the source of this 273-nucleotide messenger RNA. The record is from the annotation of a GenBank genome assembly. Lineage: Eukaryota; Viridiplantae; Streptophyta; Magnoliopsida; Brassicales; Brassicaceae.
AUGACAUUGACGAUCCAUUCAGCACCAGGGAGCUCAGGGUACUUGGACAUGUAUCCAGAGAGAAGGAUGUCUUAUUUUGGUAAUCCUUACAUUCUCGGUUUGACUCUUACUGCUGGUAUCGGUGGUCUUCUCUUCGGCUAUGACACAGGUGUAAUAUCUGGUGCCCUUUUGUACAUUAAAGAUGAUUUCCAAGUUGUUAAACAAAGCAGUUUCUUACAGGAAACUAUUCUGGUGCUAUCGUUAUGGCUGCUGCUCCUGAUCCUUAUGUCUUGA